UCGUACAAAUUACGCUUCUCAUUCGUUUUGGCAUAAAAAAGCAAACAGCGAAGUUAAAGCUUGCUGUCUAAUUGUUGUGAAGUCACGCUUUGCCAUCAUCAGUUCCAUGAACAUGAAGGUGUUUCAGAAAUGAAUUUCCAUGGAAAAGUUGUUCGCCACGUUCAAUAAAAACAAAAGAAAGAAGACAGCGAAGACCAAGAACAAAAGCCGCAGAUGUAGUAGCUCCACAGAUGCUCAUUGAACACCUGCUCCUCUCUGCUGCCUCCUCAGCCAGCAGUCAUGUCCAUUGAAUACACCAUUGAUGUCCAGCUAACAGAGUUGGGAUUUACGGACAUCCUGCACCCGCGGGGGACCCCUGUUAGAGAAGCACCCUGUGGCUCUACAUCUGACGACUUAUUCCCACCCAGUAACCCUGUCACUUCACUUCCAACCACAGGCAAGCGAAGGCUGCUGCUCCGAGGCCAGCAGUCCGCCGAUGCUAAGCAUGCAGAUACAGCAAAGCAGACCUCAAAUGUUGAACAAACCACAGUAGUUUCUACGUCACUUCUGUCAGAGACAAUACCUCGUUGUAAACCCUUAAAUCCUGCGCAAAGUCUUCGAUAUGAGCAAGCUUACAAAGGCACAGCACUUGUUGAACCGUCAGGGCCCGCAGGGAACAAUCCAGCUGACCCUCGGCCGCUUGUAAUUGAAUGGGAUGACAGUACAAAGAAAGAUGUUGGUGAUGGAGGCGCUGCACCAGAGGAUUCAACAGAGGUGCAGCAGGGUGUGGAGGAUGACUCCGAUGACAGCGAGGUGUCAGAGAUGUUCGAGGAAGAAGAGAUCGAUGAGGAGGAGGAUGACGUGGAUGAGGAAGAAGAGGAGUCGAGUAAUUCAGGCGACUACCGCUGCAGUGUCUGUGAUCUCCAGCUACCCUCCAAAUUCAAGCUCCAGGACCACAUGAAUCUGCACACCGGAGCACGCCCAUACUGCUGUGCCGAAUGUGGAAAGCGCUUCUGCCAGAUUAAAAGCUACCGAGUCCACCUGCGCACGCACGCCCAGAGCAAAGCGGCUCGUCUCCUGUGCCGUGUCUGCCUGAUGGACUUCCCGUCACAGGAAGAUCUGGACCACCACUUGUCAAGAACUCAUUUUGAGAAAGAGUUUUACGAGUGUGACCUGUGCAAACGUGUGUUUACGUCUCUGCAGGCGUGUGAGCAUCACGUGCAGUCACACAAAUGCAUGCUGAAUGUUGUGUGUGAAGCAUGUGGCCGCAGUUUCUCUUCUCCGAGAUCCCUCGCGCGCCACCGCAAGAGGAUGUGCUAUUGCAACUUUAAAUGCACAGACUGCACAAAGACCUUUACUAAGAAGAAUGCUCUCCUGAAACACAGCUUCUCCCAUCUCGGUUUGUUGCCUUACACCUGUAUACGAUGCCGUUGCCACUUCCGCCUGGCAAAGCUGUACCGCAAACACAAGUGUGAACCCGAGCGCAUUCACUGCGUGGCGUGUCUGAGAGAGUUUCUCAGUCAGGACGACUUCCAGCAGCACAAAAAGGACACAGGCUGCUGGGGAAACCAGGAGCCCAAAGGGGGCGAGAUCAGAUGUUUGGAGUGUGGACAGAGAUUUGACACUGUGGAGGAGCUGAAGAAACAUUUCGGGGCUCACCAGCGGGUGCUGAAAUGUGCUGAGUGUGGAAAGGGGUUCCGCUCGGCCUUGCUGUUAAUGUCCCACAUGGGCGGUCAUGCCGGCAAUUCGCCCUGCCUUUGUCAGAGCUGUGGACUGGGCUUUCCCCACCAGCAGAACUAUGACAGCCACCUUAAGACCUGUGGACAAACACCCCAGCCUGCGAGUGCUCCCAAAAAACGGCAGGCCUCAAAGAGAUCUUCCUCCGAGAUGAAAAAGCUCAAUGCAAAACCUGACUCAUCAGAACCAACAAAGACAGACACUGCUCCACCCACACCAGUGAAUGAUUCCAGUAGUCCAGAACCUGUGACAGUGGGUGUGUCUGAUGGCUCUGGUCCACCAGAUGGAUCAUGGAAGCUAACCCUCGACAAAGAGCCACCUGUAGGUGCUAAUCUUGUCUUGUUUCUUCCCAUCAGUCCAACUCAAAGCAACAACCUGACCCUCCCAUCUGUGGUCUCUCCAACACUACUGGGUCCUGCUACGCAGGUCCAGUCUCAACACCUUGGAAUGAAUGCUGCUCAUGCAGCGCUGCUAAAUACCCCCCUGGAUUUGGUUACCAGGAUUAAACAGGAUCCAGAAUGUGUGACGCCUCUGGAUUUGUCUCUGAAGCGUGACUCAUCUAAGUCUGCUCAGCACGACGUUCUUCCUGUUCCUAUUAAAAGUGAGCCCGAAGAAUUUGAAAUCUCAGGAGAGGCUGAUAGCACCGAAAGACAAGAAUUUAAAAACGGUGACAGCAAAGCGAUUGUUAAACCAAACCCUGGAGAGACAGAUACAUAUGCUGAAGUGAAGAGGUGUAAAAUGGAUCCCAUGGAUCUCUCCCCUCUUAAUGUUAAUACACCAUCCUCUGGAAUGAUAGACAUCAAGAAUGAGCCUCACUCUCCUGGUCUUGAUUUUGAUUCAUCCAGCAAAGACAUCAAGAUGGACGUUGACGUUUGAAGCUCUGCUCAUGACGAUACAGAGAAGUGAACGUGACAUUUUCAAUGAGGGCAAAAUAAAAAAAGAUAAUAAUAUUCCAUCCGUGGUCACAUUCCCAAUGAAGGAUGUGUCUAAAUCCUGCAAAGCACACACCUUCUGUUUUGCUGUACAUGUAAAGAUGUAAACCAAAUAUGGAGGUGUUAUUCCACAGCCAGAAUGAUAUACUAUUCUGUGUCGUAUGUAAUAUUUCUGUCCAAUCAUUACAUCUAUCAUCAUACCCAUAGUAUAAGACAAAGCAUUUUUUCUACUUUUCUACUUACUACCAAAACUGAAACAUCCUGAUGGGCCACAGGUCAAAUACAAAUAGCUAUUGUAUUAAGUUGCAAAAUGGUCUUGGGAUCCCCCUUUAAUUGAUUGGCUUAAUUCUGGCUGCCAUGCUCACAUGAUGAAAAUAAUUUAUAAUCAGGGAUCCUACAUGUUUAAAGAGCAUUGUACCUGACAGAAAUAAAACAGCACAAACAGUGAUUUCUAUUAUACAUUUUUAAUUAUAAGUUUCUUUCCCCUGCUAGACACAUCUGGCGGGCCAAACAUUCCAAGCUCUUGCUGCUUAUGACAUUUGUCUUACUUGUAUUUGGGUUGGAGCUCGUGGCUUGGGCCACCGGAGCAAAGUGGUACUGCAAUAGUCAUGAUGCCUAUGCAAUAUUGUGCAGGAUUUGUCACAUCUUUAAAACCUGUUCCAGAUUUCUACAUUUAUGCACUGGUUUUUGUGUGGGGAAACAGAAUUUGUAGGGUUAUUAAUAUGUUAUUAAGUUGAAAAAAACACUGGAUUUCCUGGUAUUGAGGGAAAACUUAAAAUAUGUGCAUUUUGGUUAUAAUGACUUGACUUUUUGUACAUAAUGCAGUAAUGCAGUUACAUCAUGGUACUGAUCAAUAAUUUGACAUUCUGUCACAUUGUGAUUUACAUUUGCUGAAUCUUUAAAUUCAAAUAAACAUUUGUUCUUGAUACA
Chelmon rostratus (copperband butterflyfish) is the source of this 3578-nucleotide messenger RNA. RefSeq names its product zinc finger protein 689. NCBI's taxonomy places the organism in Eukaryota, Metazoa, Chordata, Actinopteri, Chaetodontiformes, Chaetodontidae. The coding region runs from base 280 to 2592 and encodes 770 amino acids. Gene Ontology annotation, biological process: regulation of transcription by RNA polymerase II. Gene Ontology annotation, cellular component: nucleus. The transcript is spliced from 4 exons. The record is from RefSeq and is a predicted model, not a curated record. Gene Ontology annotation, molecular function: RNA polymerase II transcription regulatory region sequence-specific DNA binding; DNA-binding transcription factor activity, RNA polymerase II-specific.